UACAGGCCCCUGUCGCUCUGCUCAGAGCUGUGUGAGGAUCUGAGCGGAAAGAAAAGCCCGUUGUCAUGUGAUCUGUCUACAUGCAUGAGCCUGACAGAUCAAUACACACAUCGAGAGGGAUGGCAAACACCGGCAACACCGAAAAAGUCCAGCUGCACGUUCCAGAUCUCGCGGAAUUAUGUCAGGUGUUGCAAUCAGGACUGAAUAAGAAUUUUUCUGAUGUAAAAGUGUCUGUUGCUGACUGUCCAGAUCUUACACAAGAGCCUUUCGGGUUUCCUGUCAAGGGUCUGUGUGGCCAGCCUCGUAUUACUGAUGUUGGCGGUGUACCAUAUCUGAUUCCUGUGGCCCAACCGGACAAGGUGUACAACAUGAACACUGUGUCCAAGGAGGUGGAGCUGCCUGGUGGAUUUUUUCUUGGUGCUGGUGCUGUUUCCCGCAAGACAACUGGGAUGAAUGCAGAGUUAAUACCUCUGGUGCUGACUGAAGCUGAAGGAAGACCUGCAGUGAACAGCAGUUAUUUUUCAUCCAUCAACCCAGUGGAUGAAAAAUGUCUGUUGGAGAAAUACAGCGACAGGUUCAGUGACUGCGACUUUGGCCUACUCGCAAACCUUUAUGCAUGUGAGGGCAAACCUGGACAGGUCAUUGAGGUGAAAGCCUCCAUAAGGACUGGAGAGGAGAGUCUUGUGAGCUCCAUGAGAAAGACCAUGGAAGAACAUUAUGGGGAGAAGAGCGUGGCCCUUGGGGGAACUUUCGUCCUACAAAAGGGGAAGGCAAAGAUCCACAUCAUGCCACGUGAAUUCUCCGCCUGCCCUCUAAACACCAAUGAGGACGUCAAUAACUGGCUCAAGCAUUUUGAAGUCAGUGCUCCACUGAUCUUUCAAACUGUCAUGGUGUCCAAAGACCCAGGUCUUGACCUGAGAGUGGAACAUACACAUGGCUUCAGUCACCAUGGUGAGGGGGGCCAUUACUACACAGACACCACCCCAGACACAGUGGAGUAUCUGGGAUACUUCAUGCCCGCUGAGUUUGUCUACCGCAUCGACCGACCCACAGAGACACACAAUAUUGGCAGAGAUUAAACUAUUGACAGUGUUGAGCAAAUAGUUGAAGUAUUGAGCAAUUUGAGCACUCUUCACAAUGCAAUCAAUUUCUAGAUAGAUCUAUGCAUUUUGUACUGUGUGAUGGUCAAGCCAUUUCAGUUAGCUUUUUUCCCCUUCAUUAUUUUCAGAGGGAAAUUAGCCUGUUAAUUAAAACAUUAGUGAACCGAU
Messenger RNA from Labeo rohita (rohu), 1268 nucleotides. RefSeq names its product chromosome 5 C11orf54 homolog (gene bkgd). The record is from RefSeq and is a predicted model, not a curated record. Gene Ontology annotation, molecular function: zinc ion binding; hydrolase activity, acting on ester bonds. Lineage: Eukaryota; Metazoa; Chordata; Actinopteri; Cypriniformes; Cyprinidae. Gene Ontology annotation, cellular component: nucleus.